UCUCUAGUCUCUGCUCUCCGCCUCUCUCUAGUCUCCAGUCUCCAGUCUCCACUGUUCAGUCUGUUCUCAUCUGCUCAACAGAAAACAGCUCAAGGCUCAAGCAAGGCAGCAAGCUUGAAGCUCCUCCGCCUGGACCGCCUCAGCCUCUCUCUGAUCCUCUGCUCUCCGCCUCGCUCAAGUCUCAACUGCUCACCUCACCGUAUCAGGUUCUGAGGUUCAGGAAUCAGAAGCUGAUUUUGGCCAUGGACGAUCAAUCUUCUGAUGUAGAUGGUCUUGUGGAUGCUCUUAAUGAGUUACUAAAUAUCCAAGAUGUUCAAGAGUUGGAAUUAGCAUCUGCUAAUGUAGAAGCUCUUGUGGAUACUCUCAAUUCACUAGAUAUUCAAGAGUCGAAAUAUGCAUCUUCAGAUGUUGAAAAGUUGGAAUCCUCAUUUGAAAAGAAAGGUGAGUUACUUGCUUCAUGGUCAGAACUUCCUCCAGAACUUCUCUAUCAAGUGUCAGAACAUUUCCUUGAUCUAGACCUAAGUAACUUUCGUGCCACAUGCAAAUCAUGGCGUUCAAGUGCUCCAAUUUUUCGGUGUCGGACCUUAUUGGAUACCCCAGAUUUUGAAUCUCCAUAUAAUUUGAUGAGUUUGGGUGUGCUUGGCAACAAAUGUAGGUUUUUUCACCCAUUAAAAUGUAAUGGCACUUAUCAAGAGGACAUUCCAGUAUUGUUGGGGGCACGUCUCCACUACUCAAAGGAGGGCUGGCUGCUUUUAUCGGCAGAUGACAGACGUGGAGAUUGCCAUUUCUUUUUCUUCCAUCCCAUCAAUAUGAUAAAAAUUGAACUUCCAAGUAAUCCCUAUUCAUUUCAUACAAUGAGUUUUUCCUCACCACCAACUUCAAAAGAUUGUUUUGUUAUUGGAAUCCCAUUUUGGGGAAAUGAAUUUGGUAUCGUUAGACGUGGUGAAGAGAGUUGGAACAUUUUCAGAUUCAAACGGUCUCUUCCUAAAUGCAUUCUUUUAUCAAACUGCAAUCCCAUAUUAUACAAAGGGCGAUGCUACUGUUUGUGCGAGAGUGGUGAGUUGGGAGUAUUUGAUCUUAAUGAAUACUUGAGAAAUCCUGAAUGCCAAAACUCGUUUCAUUGGACUCAUAUUGUUCCUAGUGAAUUUCCAGAAGAGUUGCUUGAUUCAGUUGUACAAGGUUACUUGUUGGAAAGCAAUGGGCAGUUGUUUUCAGUGUUUGAGUUGAGUGAUUAUGCUCCAUGUUUUCAUGUUUUCUCAUUGAACCCAAACAAGUCUCGGAUGAAAUGGCAUGCAGUAAAAAACCUGAGAGAUCAAAUGUUCUAUGUAAGUACUGCGGGUUCUUUUUCAGAAACGGCUGUGGCGAGAGGAGCUGGCAAUAAUAUUUACCUACCGAAUGUCCAAGACAACAGAUGUGUAUUCUACUCUCUUAAAAAGAAGAUGUGCGGCUCAUUUUUCAGUGAGUACUCAACCCGUACUGCAACCCAUGGGAAGGAACAUACCAACUGCACUUGGAUUAAACGCACGCCUGCAACUUUGGAUGAAAACUUCAACUGGUGACACAUAAUUUGAGAGGAUCUAAUUGUUUUGCUUUCGAUGGCAACUUUUGAAAGAACGUAUUAAUUGUUUUACAUAAUUUUUUUUUUUUUUCAU
Quercus lobata is the source of this 1652-nucleotide messenger RNA. Its product is annotated as F-box/kelch-repeat protein At1g57790-like. The transcript has 2 exons. Lineage: Eukaryota; Viridiplantae; Streptophyta; Magnoliopsida; Fagales; Fagaceae. The record is from RefSeq and is a predicted model, not a curated record. Bases 243 to 1559 code for a protein of 438 amino acids. Gene Ontology annotation, molecular function: protein binding.